AUGAGAAAAAUUAUAUUUUUAAUUAUUCUAUUAAUUGAUUUUUCUAAACAAAUAAAUCCACCAGUAGGAACAUCAAGUAUAAAAUUUGUAUUUGAUGUAACUGGUUCAAUGCAUGAUGACCUUUUGCAAGUUAUUCAAGGUGCAACACAUAUAUAUAAUGUAACUCUUAGACGAGAAUAUUCUAUUUAUAAUUAUAUACUUAUACCAUUUGGUGAUCCACAUGUUGGACUAAUAUUAAAAACACGUGAUUCAAAACUCUUUCAACGUGGUUUACAAGAUUUAAUUGUUCAAGGUGGUGGUGAUUGUCCGGGAAUGACAAUAACAGCUAUUAAAUUAGUUCUUGAACAAUCAUUACCAGAUUCAUUUAUUUAUGUAUUUACUGAUGCUCGUUCAAAAGAUUAUUUAUUAAGUGAUACUGUUCUAAAAUUAAUUCAAGAAAAACAAAGUCAAGUUGUAUUUGUUAUGAUAGGUGAUUGUGGUGAUCAAGAUCACAUUGGUUAUCAAAUAUUUCAUAAAAUAGCUGCAACUAGUAGUGGACAAGUAUUUACUUUAGAUAGAAAACAAGUUAGCGAGCAAACACGAAAAGUUAAUUUAUUAGUUAUUGAUAAAAUAAAACGAAAUAAACAAACAUAUAUAUUGCAUGUUGAUUCAAAACUUCUUGAAUUUACAAUAUCAGUUAGUGGUGCUAAUCCACAAGUAACAUUAAUUGAUCCAUCAAGUACUUCAACUUAUUUAACAAUUGAAAUUAGUAAUAAAGAUGAUAUACAAAAUGCUCAACAAACUGAAUUAAUUGAUUUAUAUGGUAAUAUACUUGUUAAUCAAAAACUUCAAUUAAAUACAAAUAAUUCAUUAUUAUAUUCUACUAUUGAAAAAUUUCAACCACCAGUUAAAAAUUUUUUCUUUUAUAUUCGAUUAACUGGUAUUGAUAAUAAUGUUAAUGUUGAUUAUAAUUCAAUUCAAAUUAAAUCAAAUCAAUUAUAUAAUAUUCAAUGUUAUAUGCAAAGUCAACUUCCAUAUUAUGUUCAAUGGUUUAAAAAUGCACAAUUAAUAUCUCAAAAUGAUUAUCCAUCUCAUCUAACUACAGUUAAAUAUUUAAUUAAACUAACAGAAAUAAAUGCUGAAGGUUUAUAUAUAUGUAAUGUAACAAGUACAAGUGGUUAUGAUAUUGAUGAAAUAAAUGUUGAUAUACUUGCUCCACCACCAAUUAUUCAAAUUCUACCAACGAAAGAAUUAUUUACAUUAAUAAAUAUUACUAUUUCAAUUAAAUGUCUUGUACAAAGUACAAAAGAUUAUAAUUUAAUAUGGAAACAAGAAUUACCAUCAUCCAGCUUGUCCACAGGUAACGCACUCACCCAUUUUUCACCUUUUGCUUUCUAG
Molecule: messenger RNA, 1377 nt
Organism: Rotaria sp. Silwood2
Lineage: Eukaryota; Metazoa; Rotifera; Eurotatoria; Philodinida; Philodinidae
Source: the annotation of a GenBank genome assembly